Messenger RNA from Trematomus bernacchii (emerald rockcod), 2426 nucleotides. RefSeq names its product vasopressin V2 receptor-like. The coding region runs from base 174 to 1568 and encodes 464 amino acids. Gene Ontology annotation, cellular component: membrane. The record is from RefSeq and is a predicted model, not a curated record. Gene Ontology annotation, biological process: positive regulation of vasoconstriction; regulation of systemic arterial blood pressure by vasopressin; G protein-coupled receptor signaling pathway. The transcript is spliced from 7 exons. Gene Ontology annotation, molecular function: peptide binding; vasopressin receptor activity. Lineage: Eukaryota; Metazoa; Chordata; Actinopteri; Perciformes; Nototheniidae.
GGAAGGGGGGAGAUAGGGAGACAGGAGUCAGCAGCGUGAGUGGGCAGAGGUCACCUCAGAGUAAAAAGCAGGAGGGAGACGCAGCAUGGACGCCGGUUGUGUUUGCUACAGCAGAUCAGGUUGUCCUGGACCCUACAGACGCUUCAUGGGACGCUGAGGACGACAGAGUCAUCAUGUCAGUGUCCCCGGUAACAGACCCGUCCCUCAGCUGGUCGGUGGUCCCCAUGACUCCUGUAUACAGUAACGUCACAAAGGUGCAGCGUGACGCUCUGCUGGCGGUUGCCGAGGUCGUGUUGCUGGCGGUGAUCUUGGUGAUGGCGUUGCUCGGUAACGGGCUGGUGCUGCUGGUGUUGCUAAGGCGGAGACGCCAACAGAACCCGCUGCACCGCUUCAUGAUCAACCUCUGUUUAGCUGACCUGGUGGUGGCGCUGUUCCAGGUGCUGCCCCAGCUGGUGUGGGAUGCUAAAGGCCUAUUCCCCGGCCCGGACUUCCUGUGCCGGCUGGUGAAGUACCUGCAGGUCCUCGGGAUGUUCGCCUCCUCCUACAUGAUCGUUGCCAUGACGGUGGACCGGCACUACGCCAUCUGCUGCCCCCUGCUGGCGCACCGCAGCGGGGCCACGCAGCGCUGGAACAGCUGCAUCCUGCUGGCCUGGGGGCUGUCACUGGUGCUCAGCCUGCCACAGGUGUUCAUCUUCUCCCGCUCUGAACGGUCUCCAGGAGAAUACGAUUGCUGGGGGAACUUUGCUGAGUCGUGGGGCCUCAAGGCCUACGUCACCUGGAUGACUCUGGCGGUCUUCAUCCUCCCCGUCCUCAUCAUCACCGUCUGCCAGGUACGAAUCUUCAAGGAGAUCCAUAACAACCUGUACCUGAAGUCGGACCGCCGCCUCUCCCCCGCCUCCCUCUCCCCCUCCAGGCGGGACAGCCAGCGAGGAGAAGGAGUCAGAAGGAGGUCAGAUCUCCCCCUGUAUGUUUCACCCCUCGUGUUCAAAAACCCCUUGAAUGACAGCAGCUUUAGCCCCGCCCCCGUCUACCAGCCGCCCAACAGCGUCACCUCACACAGCGACAACACCUACACUGCUGACUAUGUGUCUGCUAAUAACCACGGCUUCCUGUCUGUGGAGCUGCAACCUGACGUGCUGCCGGGCCCUGCAGCGCCCCCUGCUGCCUGCGGCCCCAAAGCCCCCCCGCCUAAAGCCCCCCCACUCCCAGCCCCCCCACUCAAAUCCCCCCCGCCCAAGGCCCGCAGUGGGGGGGUAUCAGCGGCCAUGUCGAAGACGGUCAGGAUGACGCUGGUCAUCGUGCUGGUCUACUCGCUCUGCUGGGCCCCCUUCUUCAGCGUCCAGCUGUGGGCCGCCUGGGACCCCCACCACCCUCAGAACGAUGCGGUGUUCACCCUGCUGAUGCUGCUGGCCAGUCUGAACUCGUGCACUAACCCCUGGAUCUACUCGGCCUUCUCCAGCAGCGUCUCUCCGGAGCUCCGCCUGCUGCUGCUCUGCCGCUCCACCUCGCAGCGCCGCGGCUCCCUGCCCAGCGACUCCACCACCACCACACACAACUCCAACUACUGAACACACACACACACACACACCACACACACCACAACAAAUGCAACACACACCACACACGACACAGUCAAGUGCAAAUCCUGCAAAGUCUUUAUCUUGUCUUUCUACAAAAACUAGAGCUUCCUUUUUCUUGUUUAAAUAAUAGUUAGGGAAAUACAUUUUGUUUCUUUUACAGAUUAAUAUAAAGUCAUUUGUACAUUAUAACAUCUUAAUAAGUGAAGUUUAGAGGUUCUGACAAGCAAAUCCUGUUUGCUAAGCUGCUUUAAUUUAAGAAUGAAUGAUGUUUUCCUGCAGGAAUUCACCGCUGCUUCCUCAGUCCGGCACAAACCCACAUAUAAAAACACUAAUUGUCAGAUUAACCCUUUGGAAAAGAUUGACUUAAGUGCUUUACACGGUGUUAAGGUAGCCAUUUAGAGAACUGCUUGAUCAUUGAUAUAGAAAAUAAGGCUAGUUAUAUAUUUCACAUUUAAAACUCUGCCUGAAAGAAACAGAUAGUUUAGAUACAAACUGCUGUAAUGCAUUUUUAUAAAGUGUAGUUAUAGUAAAUGCACAUAUUCGGGUGACUUUUGAUUAAAAACAACAUUCCCUUUCAGAACAGAACAAAUUCAAUGAGAUAUGUUUUAAAAACAGUUUAUUCAUCCCCUCAAAAGUCCUAAAAACAGUCCAUACAUACAAAUUCACAGAAAAACAUCUCCAUGAAAAAAACAACAUUUUCUACAAACUUAACACAAUGAUUUGUUCUUGUAUUUAUUUAUUUGUAAAGACGAAAAUGUGCUGCUGCAGGACCGUUUAAAAAGAAAACUUGCACCGGAUGAAAACUAACAUUCACAUGUUUCAAUAAAAUGUUUUAGUUGUUUUAAA